CUGUCAAAUGAAGAUUGUCGUUUUGGGAUUGUUUUGUUUGUAGAACAAUUCGUUUGUUUACUAUUUAUUAUUAUAGAUUAGAUUUAAAAAUUCAAAGUCUAUUAUUUUUUGAGAUUACUCACCUAUCUGAAAUACUUGCAAAGCAAUAUGACUAUUUAACUACGAUUGAAACUUAAAAUUUGUAAACAUAACCUAUGCCGGUUUAAGGAUUUCUAUAUUUUGUUUCAGAAUGGGUGUCACGAUUUUACAGCAGUAUCCAGUUCCGGAGAACAAAACUGGCACAUUUGUGAUAGACUUGCUCACAAAAAGAUUGCUGGCGCUGGGAGCCACACAACAGGGACAAUUUCUAGUUGAUUGUGAGAGCUAUCUCUCUCUCCCUCAAAUGGGUCCAACAAAAACAGUCCACGUGUUACACAACUCUGAACAGCCAGCAUCUGUAUUUUCAAUUCUUGAGAGUGGCUCAAAGAACAUCCACGUAGUAGCCGACAGUCUUUUCGACCUGCUGAUGAUGAAGUUGAGCAACAUAUACACAUCCAAGAAGCAAACUAAGAUGGAAAGUAAGGGCACCAGACUGGAGUUGGGUGACUUCUGUGUGAAACUGGGCUCUGUCACCAUGAACCAGAGCUUUAAAGGGGUGCUUAUUGAGGUGGAAUAUCGGCCAUGUGUAAUGGCGAAUGCAGUAUGGGGUCUCCUCCGAGAGUUCCUGCAGGGUCUUUUGGGACCCUCGGUGCCUGUGCAGCCACCGCAGCACUUCCUGAGCAGGAUGAAUGAGAUCUACACCCCAAUAGACACCAUAUACCAAUAUCUAGAACAUUUUAGUGCUUUCAGAAAAUCAACCGGACUUAGAAGUGCAGUAUAAGUGCAAAUUUUCUUAGAUACAAGUUAUAUAUAAGUUUUAAAUAUGGCAUAAAAUGUGCAAAUCAUAAAUACCCUGGACAAGUAUUUGUCGUGUUGAUCAGUUUCUGGAAAUAUUGUAUUAGUUGUACAUAGCUAAUAAGUAAAACGACAUAAGAACAGUUAAAUAGGCACAUUUUUAAUGAUGGUUUCUGUAAUUGUUUUUCCAAAAACAUACCUAUAAAUAAAAUUGAAAUGUGAUUGCAAAAUAACUAUGUUUUCAUGUGUUUAUAGUUAUUUACUCAACACUAAAACACAAUCAAGUUUUGAUUGCACAAUCAAGCAAGUAAAGUUUACAUACAUGUAAUAAUACUUUAUUUUAAUAAUAAACAAUUUGUAUGAUCAAUAUGUUUUGUAUUACUCAGUAUUACUUUAUCAAGUAAAUACAUUAAAUUUAAAACAUUUAAUUUAAUUAAUAUUCUAAAUGCCUGUUAUCAGAUAAUUUAGAAAAUUUUUUGGUAUCCAGGUUUCCUCACGAUGUUUUUCCUUCACCGUUUGAGACGUGUAUUUCUGUAGAUGCACAAAACUGAAAAGAUGGAGGUGAGACCGGAUUCAAACCUACGCCCUCCGAAUCGAAGGCAGAGUUCAUUUCCGCUUGGCUAUCAUGUCUCAUGUUUUGUUAUUACACAAAAACAUCCUAUGCAUAAGAUUAACAUGUCUGUAAAUUAUUCUCCAGUUAAAGUUUACUUAUACUUUGUUUUCAUAAUAAACAAUUUUGUCUGACCAA
Messenger RNA from Bicyclus anynana (squinting bush brown), 1621 nucleotides. RefSeq names its product mediator of RNA polymerase II transcription subunit 20 (gene MED20). Gene Ontology annotation, biological process: regulation of transcription by RNA polymerase II. The transcript is spliced from 4 exons. Gene Ontology annotation, cellular component: mediator complex. Gene Ontology annotation, molecular function: transcription coactivator activity. The record is from RefSeq and is a predicted model, not a curated record. NCBI's taxonomy places the organism in Eukaryota, Metazoa, Arthropoda, Insecta, Lepidoptera, Nymphalidae. The coding region runs from base 230 to 859 and encodes 209 amino acids.